Messenger RNA from Lachancea lanzarotensis, 1152 nucleotides. It is a transcript of the gene RSB1, whose product is annotated as LALA0S01e17150g1_1. The transcript has a single exon. Gene Ontology annotation, cellular component: fungal-type vacuole; plasma membrane. The record is from RefSeq and is a predicted model, not a curated record. Bases 1 to 1152 code for a protein of 383 amino acids. Lineage: Eukaryota; Fungi; Ascomycota; Saccharomycetes; Saccharomycetales; Saccharomycetaceae.
AUGACGUCGGUUGUCUCAGCAACCAUAGCGGCCGCUGCCACGGCAACGUCCGCGGUUGCAUCUGCGUCGGCGUCUGUGGACCCGCAAGACCAAUCUCUGUACGGUAUGACGCCCAAUCUAGCGUUUAACACGGCCAUGGCGGCGAUCUUCGGAGUUUUGUUCAUCACACAAGCCGUGCUCGGACUUUGGACCAGACAGUGGUGGUUCAUGGUGUCGUUUCUCAUCGCAUGCGGCCUGGAAGUCGCAGGAUAUGUCGGCAGAGCCCUCAGUCACAACGACAACACCGACAUAAACGAUUAUCUGCUCCAGUUUAUCUGUCUCACAAUCGCGCCAGUGUUCACAAUGGCCGGUAUCUACUAUCAGCUGGGCAAACUGAUCGAGAUCUACGGCCAUAAAUUUGCACUCAUCAAAAAUCCAAUGCUGUACUCUUACAUCUUCAUGGGAUGCGAUAUCGUCUCUUUGAUCAUCCAGGCCGUUGGCGGCGGGAUGUCAGGCUCCGCCGCUGCCGACUACGAUAAUACCGCCACAGGUGACCACAUCUUCGUGGCCGGUUUGGCGUUCCAGGUGGCAUCCAUGUCAGUUUUCUUGUUUUUAUGGUUCCAAUUGGCAUAUCAGAUUUUCGUCGCAACCCGUAUACAGCACGCAGGCCUCAGCAGGCCCCGCUGGUCGUUGACCUCGAUCUCGCAGCUAGAACUGGACUAUCUGUACCGUCCAAAAUUCGAGUUUCUGCGUAUCCACCCGCAACGCUGGGUUUUCAUAUAUUUCCCAUGGGCUUUGACGUUUUCCGUCAUCUUCGUAUUCAUUCGGUGCGUAUACAGAGUCAUCGAGCUUGCAGAGGGAUGGGGUGGCGAUCUGAUCACUCACGAGGUGUAUUUCAUCAUCCUAGACGCGUUGAUGAUGUCGCUGGCAACCACCAUUUUGAGUGUUUUCCAUCCCGGGUUGGCGUUCAAAGGCCGUUCUGUAAAGAUCCCAAUCAAAUCGGCAUCCAAAGUUGAGGAUUCAGAUCACGGCGACGACGUAGCCGGUUCAAACUACUCCUCAGAGGGGUAUCGUGACAAAGAAAUCGAACAAAGGGCACCACUUCCGAAGCCCAAUUUCGAUUCGCCUUCAGUAGCCUCUUCGAUGCAGCAAAACCGCGAAGUGUACAUAUAA